AUGACCGUGGUGUGCGAAGUUGCCAGUGCAUUUGAGGAACCUCCAGAAGUUCAGUAUGGCUGGAACAUAGAGUGUAUGUCAGAGGGAGUGCAGACUGGGGGAAGGAUAGGACUGGAGGGGAGUGAAAGCAUAGGAAAUGAAUCUUUCAGCACCGACUAUGAGUACCCUGUGAUGAAGAAACUGAGCCCCCUCCAGCCGAGAGGGGCUCGCGUGGAGGAAUGCGGCUCGGCUGCCCUUGAGUUGAAUGAUGAUCGUGGACCUUUGGAAUGUCCACAAAGCCCCACACCCUCAGCCUCCCCAGUCUCCCUCCUUUGCCGGGUAACAGAUGGCCCCAGCUUUCACCAGCCGGGCCUGAACACAUUGUCACUCCCAGCUGAAAGUAACAUAUAUUGGACAGAUCAUGGUUUCAACUUAAUUGAAGUUGCAAGACUCAAUGGCUUUUUUCGUUAUGUAAUAAUUUCCCAAGGCCUGGAUCAACCAAGAUCUAUAGCUUUGCACCCAGAAAAAGGCUACCUGUUCUGGACUGAAUGGGGACAGAUGCCCUGCAUUGGAAAGGCUCGCUUAGAUGGCUCAGAGAAGGUUGUCCUCGUGAGCAUAGGAAUAGCAUGGCCAAAUGGUAUCUCCAUUGACUUUGAGGAAAAUAAAUUGUACUGGUGUGAUGCUCGAACAGACAAGAUAGAGAGAAUUGACCUUGAGACUGGCGGGAAUCGUGAGAUGGUGCUGUCAGGGAGCAAUGUGGAUAUGUUUUCAGUUGCAGUCUUUGGGGCUUACAUCUACUGGUCUGACAGAGCACAUGCCAAUGGGUCCAUCAGAAGGGGCCACAAGAAUGAUGCCACGGAAACCGUAACCAUGAGAACGGGUCUUGGAGUCAACCUGAAGGAGGUUAAAAUCUUUAACCGAGUAAGAGAGAAAGGGACCAAUGUUUGUGCCAAGGACAAUGGGGGAUGUCAGCAGCUCUGUCUUUAUCGAGGAAAUUCCCGGAGAAUUUGUGCUUGUGCCCAUGGAUAUUUGGCAGAAGAUGGAGUUACAUGCCUCAGGCAUGAAGGCUAUUUGCUGUAUUCAGGGAGAACAAUAUUAAAAAGUAUACAUCUUUCUGAUGAAACCAACUUAAAUUCACCAAUCAGGCCAUAUGAAAAUCCACGUUAUUUCAAGAAUGUUAUAGCCCUGGCUUUUGACUAUAAUCAAAGAAAAGGUACCAAUCGAAUCUUCUACAGUGAUGCACACUUUGGAAAUAUACAGCUUAUUAAAGAUAACUGGGAAGACAGACAAGUCAUUGUUGAAAGUAAGUACAACAUUUUUUCUUAAAAUAGUUUAGUGGAAACGGGUAUCAUUUGGAGUAGCAGAGAAA
Molecule: messenger RNA, 1348 nt
Organism: Odocoileus virginianus texanus
Lineage: Eukaryota; Metazoa; Chordata; Mammalia; Artiodactyla; Cervidae
Source: RefSeq, a predicted model, not a curated record